AUGAACCCGCACCAGGCAAAGAAAAUCGACGUCAAGUCCCUCUCCCCGGAGGAGCAGCGGCUCUUCCGUCUCUACGGUAAACUGCCUAGCCGCAGCGACCACUUUGCCAAGCACCUCAAGGAGCGCAAAUAUUUUGACAGCGGCGACUACGCCAUGAGCAAGGCUGGAAAGGGCGACAGCGUCGACACGGGCGCAGUAGGCAGCCAGCAUCCCGUGCCCGAGAACAUCCCCCAUCUGUCGAGCCCCGUCGGCGGACCCAACGGUAUCGGCAGCGUGCUGCACCCGCACCAUCACCACCAACACCACCCCGGCCUGCAAGCCGGAUCCCCUGUCAAGGAGAGCAGCUUCCUGCACCGCGAGACUAGCGCUGAGGACAGCGAGGGCACUCCCGGCUCCGAGGAGCAGCAGCAGCAACAGCAGCAGCAGUCACCUGAAGCAACAGCCUCAGCGACCGCCGGCGAGCAGCAAGAGAUACCUGUCCGGCGGUGA
Messenger RNA from Chaetomium strumarium, 489 nucleotides. Its product is annotated as camp-regulated phosphoprotein/endosulfine conserved region-domain-containing protein. The transcript has 2 exons. Gene Ontology annotation, cellular component: cytoplasm. The record is from RefSeq and is a predicted model, not a curated record. The coding region runs from base 1 to 489 and encodes 162 amino acids. NCBI's taxonomy places the organism in Eukaryota, Fungi, Ascomycota, Sordariomycetes, Sordariales, Chaetomiaceae. Gene Ontology annotation, molecular function: protein phosphatase inhibitor activity.